UUAUUGCAAAUAGUAUGAAAUAACAAAACGCAUGUUUACUAUCACGUUUGACAUUUGACAACUAACAGUAACAUCGUGUGAGGUUAUUUUUUGAAUUUAACAACAGUUUUAAAAUCGAAAUGGGUGAACUCACAGCAAGUAAUAUGUUCGAAUCAGAAACUAUAUGCGCCGACCAUAAGGACCUUAUCCACGAUGUGGCAUAUGAUUUCUAUGGGGAACGAAUGGCUACAUGCUCCAGCGACCAGUAUGUUAAAGUGUGGGAUUCCGAUGGUCGUGGUGGCUGGAGAUUAUCUGCCAGCUGGAAGGCUCAUCACGGUUCAGUGUGGAAGGUGACGUGGGCCCAUCCAGAGUUUGGUCAGGUUAUAGCUACAUGUUCAUUUGAUCGGACUGCAGCAAUUUGGGAAGAAGUUGGUGAUGCAGCUUCUUCAGGGUCCGAGAAAGGUUUGCACACAUGGCUGAAGAGGUCCAACUUGGUGGACUCGCGGACCUCAGUCACAGAUGUAAAAUUUGGACCCAAACAUUUAGGUCUCUUACUGGUCACAUGCUCAGCUGACGGUAUUAUAAGGAUAUAUGAAGCCCCAGAUGUGAUGAAUCUAGCUCAGUGGACCUUGCAGCAUGAGAUACCGACAAAAGUGUCCAUCAGCUGUCUCUCAUGGAACCCUUCAUUAUCCAGAGUGGGCAACCCCCCAAUGUUGGCAGUUGGGAGUGACGAGCCUAAUACCAGUAAUGCCGUGGCCAAUGUGCCCAGCGACAAGGGAACAGCAUGUAAUGGAAAAGUUUUUAUAUAUGAGUACAGUGAGACAUCGCGCCGCUGGACGCGGACAGAAUGUCUCUCGUCAGUGCAGGAGCCUGUCAAUGACAUAGCGUUCGCGCCCAACCUCGGCCGCUCGUUCCACCUACUCGCCGUAGCCACCAAGGACGUCAGGAUCAUCAAGCUGGAGCCGCUGGCUGAGGCGGCGGCGUCGUCCAACGGCGGCGGCGCGGGCCCGGUGCGGUUCAAGGCGGAGGUGCUCGCCGCCUUCGACGAGCACUACUCGUGCGUGUGGCGCGUGUCCUGGAACGUCACCGGCUCCCUGCUCGCCUCCUCCGGGGACGACAGCUGCGUCAGGCUUUGGAAGAUGCAAUACCUAAAUCAGUGGAAGUGUGUAGCGGUGUUCAAGAACGAGUCUGUUGCGGGUGAUUCGCCCUCACUUGCGCGUACGCACACCGCGUACAUGCGCAUGGCGGCCAUGGCCAACCCCACGCACAUGCCGUUCCACUGACACCGACGCACCGGCUCCUGGACCCCCGGGCACGUAGGUACGAAGUAACCCUCCAUGCGACAGGAGCCGUUGUGUGUUCAUAAGACUCGAGUGUACCCUAAUGUUCAGUAAAAUACCAUCGGGUUUCCAAGAGGCUUCAUUCUGGCUGACUAAUUAUAAGUAUGUUAUUUAACACUAAUAAAUUAAUCUAAAGUUGUAGAGGUUUGUGGUCAUCUUCCCUUCAUUUUUUUGACUUCAACCAUGCAGUCCACUCGCCUCCAUAGCUUUUAAUCUUUCAAUCAGUCGAACAAUCGAAACAGACUACAUACAUAAUAUAUUAAACCUUAUAUCUGUGAACAAAAAAUUUAGUUUUUUUUACUGAGUGUGCAGACUCGUUCAGCCCUGAUGGUAUAAUUUACGUAAAGUGUAAUAAUUUACCUUGGAUAAGAAUUUGUAUUUUGUUAUAAUAUUCAGUCGUGUAAUCAAUAACGAUUCAUAUAAAUAACAAGAAAAUUUAAGUCCAAAAAAAAACAAAAUGUAUGGCAAAAAUUUACGUCAUAGUAGUUGCUAGAAAUAUUAUAUAUUUUAGGAAAAAUCAUCUUACCGCCUCCGCUAUUGUUACUGAGGUAGUCAUGUAUCGAGUUAAAAAUUGUAAUAAAGUUAGUUAUAAGAUAUUAUCCUGUUAUUAUUUCAUAAAACAAAUGUGUUAAAGGCCAGUCUGAAGUUAGUAGUGUAAUCAAACUCUCUUUGGGUUCGAUUGUGACUAAUUUCAGAUGUCAGAGCCUGGUAAUAAAUCGAUAUUGCGAUUUCUAUGUCAAGCUAUUGUAAAUCGAUUUUAAAAUCGAUAAGGUAUGGUUUUAUAUGAUUAUUGUAAAUCGUCUGGCGGCACAGUAUGAGCGAACAUACAGCCGACAACUACAUCAUGCCAAGUUUAGACUAGCAAGGUCUUGCAGCAAUAUAUUCAAGAAUUUCCAGUAGUUUUAUACACUUGAGACUUGCCAUAAGUCUUACAAUCUUCAAAAUUUGCAGAAGUUUACUUGCUAUGAUUGUUGCACGAGUUUUAAGCCGACUUCUGCAAGUUUUUUUGCUAAUCUUAACUUCGCUGUAAUAGGCUGUUUCGAGUGAAUCAUGAAACGCGUUCCUGUGGUUUUGGCUGAGGAGGGUGAGAAGUCUUAGACCCUCAAGAUGUUCCUUCAUACCGUCAGUUUGUAGACCAAAUACCGCCAAUGUGAAAGACUUCGUUCACGUAUUGUAAUAAACGUUUUCAUUAUUAAAAUAUA
Manduca sexta (tobacco hornworm) is the source of this 2521-nucleotide messenger RNA. RefSeq names its product nucleoporin SEH1 (gene Nup44A). The transcript has 9 exons. Gene Ontology annotation, cellular component: nuclear pore outer ring; Seh1-associated complex. NCBI's taxonomy places the organism in Eukaryota, Metazoa, Arthropoda, Insecta, Lepidoptera, Sphingidae. Gene Ontology annotation, biological process: cellular response to amino acid starvation; positive regulation of TORC1 signaling. The coding region runs from base 120 to 1262 and encodes 380 amino acids. The record is from RefSeq and is a predicted model, not a curated record. Gene Ontology annotation, molecular function: structural molecule activity; protein binding.